Molecule: messenger RNA, 2508 nt
Organism: Neltuma alba
Lineage: Eukaryota; Viridiplantae; Streptophyta; Magnoliopsida; Fabales; Fabaceae
Product: wall-associated receptor kinase-like 14
Exons: 3
Coding region: 161-2293 (710 amino acids)
Biological process (GO): protein phosphorylation
Molecular function (GO): ATP binding; protein kinase activity
Source: RefSeq, a predicted model, not a curated record
ACGCCAUUUCCCCACACCUAACUCCAACCCCAACGUCUCCAACGCCACACCGCUCUCUUCAUUAUUGACUUUGCCCAGCUUCAGGUGCCACUCCCAUCUCCCACACUCUUCCACUGUAACUUCAAUUAUCGUCUCUUUUUCCCUCUUAUAUCUCCUCUGCAUGAUCUUCCCCACAUCCAUGAUCAUAAAUCCCUCUCUUCUGAUCCCUUUCGUCUUGUUUCUCCUCCCCUUGAUCACCGCUCAAUCAACCCGCCGCCACUGCCAACAGACAUGCCCUCCUCAACACUCCCUCCUCCGCCUCCCUUACGCCUUUGGCUUCUCUUCCGGCUGCGCAAUCCGACUCAACUGCACCCCCGACGGCACAAUCCUCAUCGGGGAUUACCCGGUCCACUCCAUUAACUCCGACACCAUAAUCGUCGGCGUCAAGUCCCAAUGCAACCGUCCUUUUCAUACCUUCCGUCAACUCUUCGGCCACAGAUACGCGCCCACAUCACGAAACGCCAUACUUUUGCAAAAUUGCGGCCAAAAGGUCUCCCCCUGCGUCAUCCCGGCGACUAUGGUGCAGACUCACUUCGAGUCGGAAAACUGCAGCUCCGGAGGUGGCAAUUUGAGUUGCUAUUACGAAAACUCUACUGUUGAUUUUAUGAAUCUCCAGAAUUUAACGAACAAGCGCUGUCAGUACCUUAUUUCGUCGAUAGCGGCUGAAGAGUUGAGGAACAAUUCGUACAUCAGUGUGGCGACGGCGGUGUCCUUGGAGGUUGAGACGAUUGAGCUGGGAUGGUGGCUGGAAGGAGAGUGCCAAUGCUCCAACGAUGCCAACUGUACGAGACUAAAAUCUCCGAUUGACAAGAAGGCGGGGUAUCGGUGCCGUUGCAAGGAAGGAUUCACGGGCGACGGGUAUUUGGCCGGAAAUGGUUGCCGGAAAGCCUCUUCAUCCUGCAACCCAGCAAAGUACAUGUCCGGCCAAUGUGGAGGGACAACCCGAUUUGUUGUCUUAAUUGGAGGGAUGGUCUUUGGAGCUUCACUAAUGAUCGGUUUUGGUCUAAUAUGUUGUUUCUUUCGGCGGCGCUCCAAAUUAAGAGUCACGAAGAGCACAAAAAGGCGCUUGACCGAAGCUACCAGCAAUUCCAGCGUUCCUAUUUAUACAUACAAAGACAUCGAGAGAGCCACGAAUAACUUCUCAGAUAAACAGAGGCUCGGAACUGGGGCAUAUGGGACUGUUUAUGCUGGAAAACUUCACAGUCACGAAUGGGUUGCCAUUAAAAGGAUCAAAUACAGAGACACUGACAGUAUUGAGAAAGUAAUGAACGAGAUCAAGCUCAUUUCCUCAGUGAGCCAUCCCAAUCUUGUCCGCUUGUUGGGUUGCUCUCUCGAAUAUGGAGAACAAAUCCUUGUCUACGAGUUCAUGCCCAAUGGAACGUUAAAUCAACAUCUGUUAAGGGAGAGAGGGACGGGACUUCCAUGGCCGGUUCGACUCACUAUUGCUGCUGAAACAGCACAAGCCAUAACACAUCUCCACUCUGCCAUCAAUCCCCCCAUUUACCACAGAGACAUCAAGUCAAGCAACAUACUGUUGGACCACAAUUUUAGAUCAAAAGUUGCAGACUUUGGUCUUUCCAGACCUGGGAUGACCGAAAUAUCUCACAUUUCAACUGCCCCACAGGGAACGCCCGGCUAUGUUGAUCCACAGUACCAUCAAGAUUUUCACCUUUCCGAUAAAAGUGAUGUUUAUAGCUUUGGGGUUGUUCUUGUUGAGAUCAUAACGGGAUUGAAAGUGGUGGACUUUACUCGUCCCCAGAAUGCAGUGAAUUUGGCUUCUUUUGCUACAGACAGGAUUAGGAAGGGGCUUUUGGAUGAGAUUAUAGAUCCAUUCCUCCAAGCACAUAUGGACGAUUGGACCCAUUUCUCCGUACACAAGGCAGCUGAGCUAGCAUUCCGAUGCCUUGCAUUCCACAGGGACAUGAGGCCUUCCAUGACAGAAGUUGCUGCUGAGCUAGAGCAGAUCAGACUGAGUAGGUGGACAACCUUUGGAGAUAGCAAUCGUACAGCCUCAACAGAGCUGUCCUCUUCUUCUCCUUCCUCUGAUGAAAGUGAGAAGCCUCUAAGUGCGAGAGAAAAGAAGGUGAAACCAGAGGGCAAAGGCCUUCUCAAGUUGCAGACUGAGCCUGCCGCGUUAAACUCAAUUGAAAGGCGCAAGAACUGUUCCCCGGUCUCGGUGCAAGACCCGGACUUUUGGCUGAGCGAACAAAGCUCUCAUUCAGCAAAUAGUUUGGUGAGUAAGUCAUUCGAGUGACCUGGCAUGUAGGGAAGCGAUGCCUUGCUGGGUCCCCGGUAAUUCUGGACUUUUAGGAUAUAGAUUCUGAUGCGCUGCCUUGUUUAAGCAAGAUGAUCUUUUAUUUAAGUUCACAGCAUCCGGCGUGAAAGCUAUUCAUUUACCAAAUAUUCAAACGAAUAUUCCGAAAUCAUGAAUAUUCAAAUAUAAUUAAGGGAAGAACUUGCUUGACUUGA